Messenger RNA from Morus notabilis, 1845 nucleotides. RefSeq names its product aspartic proteinase NANA, chloroplast. The record is from RefSeq and is a predicted model, not a curated record. The transcript is spliced from 3 exons. Gene Ontology annotation, molecular function: aspartic-type endopeptidase activity. Gene Ontology annotation, biological process: proteolysis. Bases 1 to 1557 code for a protein of 518 amino acids. Lineage: Eukaryota; Viridiplantae; Streptophyta; Magnoliopsida; Rosales; Moraceae.
AUGGCAUUGCCCCACAACAAACCGCCAAACAAAUCCAUCUUCCUCAUUUACCAUCCUCUUCAUUAUAACCUCUGUCUCUCUCUUUCUCUCUCUUUCUCCUCCAUUAAUCCAAUAUUCUUAUUCUUCUUUCUUAAUAAAAGAGACAGAGAGAGGAAAAUGAUCAACUUCUCCUUAUUCUUCUUCUUCUUCGCCAUUAAUUAUGGCCUAAUCAUUGAUGUUGGAGCAACGAGGCUGGAGUUGCUGCACCGAAACUCUCCGAAACUCUCGGAAAAAUGGCAAAUUCCGGAGACCACCAUGGAAAAAUUGAUAGAGUUUCACCGCCGCGACGUCUUGCGACACAGAAUGGUGUCCCACAGACGCAUGGGGAUCGAAACGGCGUCGUCUUCCGCGUCCUCCAUUGCAAUGCCGAUGAACGCCGGCGCUGACUACGGAGUCGGCGAGUACUUUGUUCACGUGACAGUUGGGACUCCAGGGCAGAGAUUCAUGCUGGUCGCCGACACCGGAAGCGACUUGACGUGGAUGCAUUGCAGGUACAGGUGUGGACGUAGAUGUGGAACACAUAAAGGAAGGUUAAACAACAGAAGAGUGUUUCAUGCGGAUCGGUCAUCUUCUUUCAAGACAAUUCCAUGCUUGUCCGAGAUGUGUAAGGUUGAGCUUGCCAAUCUCUUUUCUCUCUCUAAAUGCCCAACACCACUCACUCCUUGUGCCUAUGAUUACAGGUACUUGGAAGGAUCAUCUGCAAUCGGCUUCUUUGCAAAUGAGACAAUAUCAGUAAGGCUCGCAAAUGGUAAGAAGAGGAAACUUAGAGAUGUCCUUGUUGGCUGCACCGAGUCGGUUCAGGGCGCCGAAGAGAGUGGCUUCAAAGGAGCUGACGGAGUGUUGGGGCUUGGCUUUGGCAACCACACAUUCACAAGAAAAGCGGCUCAAUAUUUUGGUGGCAAGUUCUCUUACUGCCUAGUUGAUCACUUGAGCCCCAAAAAUCUCUCCAACUACAUCAUUUUCGGCCAUGACAAAGCCGAUAAGGCAUCAUGCUCGAGCAGUUUGCAGCACACAGAUCUCGUUCUCGGUGGCGAUUACGGCCCAUUCUACGGUGUCAACCUUUCUGGCAUCUCCAUAGGAGGCGUGCUAUUGAGAAUACCAUCGGUUGCUUGGAACGCAAGUCUUGGAGGGGGAGCAAUCCUUGAAUCGGGAACUAGCCUAACGUUCCUCACCGAUCCGGUUUAUGGUCCGGUGACGAGUGAAUUGAACAAGUUUACGUCAAGGUUCGGGACGUUAUUACCCCCUGGCGGAGGACCGUUUGAAUUCUGCUUCAACUCAACAGGAUAUGACGAGUCUAAAAUGCCACCACUAAGGAUCCAUUUCUCAAAUGGGGCUAUUUUCGAGCCACCGGUGAAGAGCUACAUUCUUGAUAUUGCACCGGAGAAGAAGUGUCUUGGAUUUGUUUCAGCCAGUUGGCCCGGUACUUCCAUCAUUGGCAAUAUUAUGCAGCAAAACCAUUUGUGGGAAUUUGAUUUGGAGAAUACUAGGUUAGGUUUUGCUCCUUCCACCUGCACCUAGCCCCCUUCUGUACCCGUGUGCCCUUAUUGGUACCGUGUGAUUAUGAACGUCAAUUCACAUUAAAAUCAUAUUAUAAAAAAAAAAUUCUCCAUCUAUUUUUUAACGUAAUUUAUUGAAUUGCUAUAUUCUCCGAUACAUAUAUGUCCUUAGUUGUGUAUCCGAGGGAAAUUCAUUGUAACUCUUGUAACGUGUUGUGUAAGUAAGAUUAUAUUUAGCCCCACAUUGUGGUUCACAUGCUUUCGCUUUCUACAACCCAACUGUAAUCCCAAAGACAUAAUUGAAAACUAA